AUGAGGGCACUCAAGCUUGACGCUAGGAGAAUUAACACCAUCUCCUGGUUCGUGAGAUUCACUUUUCUACUGCUUCUUACUCCAAACUCUUGUAGUGCCAAUGCUGUUUGGACUGCUUAUAUAAAUAUGACCUUCUAUGUGGGGGACCGAAUGCUGUCUGAGUUAGGCGAGACAGGAAUUUUUGGGAAAGGAUCCGCUUUAAAGAAAGUGUCCGGCAUUAUUGUGCCACCAGAUGGGAAAACUCAACAUGUAUGUCAUCCGAAUACCAACUUCAGCCUUGGAAAAGGCAGAGAGACUUGGUUUGCGCUCAUUGAAAGAGGAGGAUGUAAUUUCACACAAAAGAUUCAGGUGGCUGUCGAUAAAGGAGCCAGCGGGGUCAUUAUAUAUAACUUUGCUGGAACUGGCAAUCAAGUAUUUCCAAUGUCACAUCAGGCUUUUACAGACAUCGUGGUAGUAAUGAUCGGCAACUUGAAAGGCUCCAAAAUUUUCCGUUUAAUUCAGAAGGGGAUUCGCGUCACAGCCAUAAUUGAAGUGGGAAGGAGACACGUCAUCUUCAUGAAUCACUAUUUGGUGUCUUUUGCUAUUGUUAUAGUUGCUACCAUAGCCUACUUCAUCUUUUAUCAGAUUCGCAAAAAUCGGAUGGCAAGAAUUCAGAAUAGGAGGUGGCAAGAACUAAUAGCAGAUCUCAAGGACGCCUUUGGCCAACUCCAACUCCGGGUAUUAAAAGAGGGUGAUGAGGAAAUCACUCCAAAUGGAGACAAUUGUGUCAUUUGCUUUGAACCCUACAAGGCUGAUGAUAUAGUUCGUAUUCUGACUUGCAAGCAUUUUUUCCAUAAGGAUUGCAUUGACCCAUGGAUUCUAUCCCAUGGGACAUGCCCCAUGUGCAAAUGUGACAUUCUCAAAGCUCUGGGAAUUCAACUUGAUGCAGAAUAUGCCUUAGAACUCUUGCAAGAAAUAAUGUUGGAAGACUUGAAUGACUCUGAAUCAGCAAAUGAUCAGGAGACAAAUAAUGAAGUUCUUAGUGCAACACCCUAUAGCCUGGAAUGA
Messenger RNA from Echinops telfairi (small Madagascar hedgehog), 1047 nucleotides. Its product is annotated as E3 ubiquitin-protein ligase RNF133-like. Gene Ontology annotation, cellular component: cytoplasm; endoplasmic reticulum membrane; late endosome. The coding region runs from base 1 to 1047 and encodes 348 amino acids. The transcript has a single exon. The record is from RefSeq and is a predicted model, not a curated record. Gene Ontology annotation, molecular function: ubiquitin protein ligase activity. Gene Ontology annotation, biological process: ubiquitin-dependent protein catabolic process. Lineage: Eukaryota; Metazoa; Chordata; Mammalia; Afrosoricida; Tenrecidae.